AACACUUUCCUAAGCAGCUAUGAAGCCCUAAUGUCUGGGGAAUUGAAGAAGGAGAUGUUUACUGCCGAAGACAUGUAUCAGGUUGAUCCAGAUGAUAUGGAAGAAAUGGAUCUGAAAUGGCAAAUGGCCAUGAUCACUCUGAGAUUGAAGAAGUUUCAAGACAAGACAGGCAAGCGAUUAGGUCUUGGAAAAGCUGGUUUUGACAAGUCUAAGCUGAGGUGCUACAACUGUAAGAAUCUUGGACACUUCAAGCGUGACUGUCCGAUGUUGAAAGAGGGAAACAGUGAAGCUACUCCUGCUGCUAAACAGAUCACUGCCGAAGAGAACAAAAGCAACGCUUCUCCCAGCACGCCAAAGGCUUUGGUUGUUGAAGACUAUGACUGGAGCGAAGAGAUCACUGAAGCUAAGGAACAAGUCAACAAAGCACUGAUGGCCAAAAUCUCUAGUGAAUCAUCUGCAAAGCACUUUGAGAAGCAGACAACGGGAAUCCCAACUGGAAACAAUGAUGCUGACCAGGGAUUGAAAGGUAUUCUGCCUUCAGUGGAGUCUGGUGAUAAAGCUGAAAAAGAUGCUGAGAAAGGAAAGGAUAAAGUUCAAGCUACAGCCAUGAAAGCAGAUGCAUCAAAAGAGAAGGCUGACAAAGACUUGAUUCCAUUGAGUGUAAAGAAGAUGUGUGCGAUGAUGAUGGAGACUGCGGAGGGUCAAAAAUAGGAAUUGGUUAUUCAGGCGACAGUUUAUUCCACCGUUAACUGGUUCGUCUGGAAUUGUUCUAAAAACAAUGUUAAGGAUGAAUGUAAUAGUUUAAGUAGGAUGGAUGACUGUAAUGGCCAAGUGCCUAAAACUAAAUCUGUGGAUGACUGUAAGGGCCAUGUGCCUACAUUUGAGACCGUGAUCAUGAACCUUAUGUGUCUGAAUGUCAUGGUUUGAAUUAUGCGUG
Molecule: messenger RNA, 937 nt
Organism: Helianthus annuus (common sunflower)
Lineage: Eukaryota; Viridiplantae; Streptophyta; Magnoliopsida; Asterales; Asteraceae
Exons: 2
Coding region: 31-711 (226 amino acids)
Molecular function (GO): zinc ion binding; nucleic acid binding
Source: RefSeq, a predicted model, not a curated record